Molecule: messenger RNA, 1556 nt
Organism: Tripterygium wilfordii
Lineage: Eukaryota; Viridiplantae; Streptophyta; Magnoliopsida; Celastrales; Celastraceae
Product: F-box/kelch-repeat protein At3g06240-like
Exons: 1
Coding region: 100-1269 (389 amino acids)
Molecular function (GO): protein binding
Source: RefSeq, a predicted model, not a curated record
UUGUGAUCUGUGAGCCCAUGCUUUGACUUAAAAAAGCGAGACCUUAGCCAGAGAGUGGGGAAGAAAGAACUAAGAAGUAAGACGAUAGAUCAUUCUUAUAUGGCGGAGGAUGUGGAGAUGUUGAAUAUGCCAGAAGAUGUUCUGAUCGAUAUUCUCUCAUGGCUUCCAGUUAAGUCACUGGUGCGAUUCAGGUGUGUAUGUAAAGCUUGGUUUGAUCUUAUCAGAAACCCUGUUUUUGUAGUGAAGCACCAUCUCAAGCAAACAACUCUUAAUAAUAUCACUCUGCUUGUGAGGCAUGGUGAAGGAGACAAUAUUUUCUCCUUGAUUUCUUCUCUUGCCAAAGAUGAAGAUGACGCUGAACAAAUGAUUGCUGUCACAGAAACUAUUAAUAUUCCAUUUACCAAUUCCUUCUCUGAGUAUGCACAAGUAUUGGGUCCUUGUAAUGGCUUGAUCUGUUUAUCUGAUCCAAAUAGCAGUAAGAUUGCGAUCUGGAAUCCAAGUAGCAGAGAAUUCAAGCCUCUCCCUUUGUCCCCAAUUAAGCGUGCAAAACACAGCGCAUUUGGGAGUUGCGGGUUCGGCUUUGAUCGCAAAACGAAUGACUACAAGGUGUUGAGGAUUGUGACUCAAUAUCUCAAUCAGAGAAGGUGCUGGGUCAAUCAAGCUGAGAUAUACUCUCUAGAUGCAGAUUCUUGGAGAGAGAUUCCUACACUUGAACAUCUUCCUCAAGAUAUUGGCGAUAUUCCAUGUUUUAACACGUAUCAUGAUGGACAUUAUUACUGGCGGGCGUUUCGGGGGCGUGGUGGAUUGAUCUUGUCCUUUGACUUUGCAGAUGAAGUGUUUGAGGUAUUGCCAUUACCGGAUCCGGGUGAGGGCAUUUCGUGGAACAAUUACUCUUGGCAUCUUGCAAUCUUCAAUGGAUGUAUUGCGGCUGUACUUUAUGCAUGGCAGGAUCCAGAGAAAUGCUUUGAUUUAUGGGUGAUGACUGAACGUGGAGUCAAGGAUUCUUGGGUGAAACAAGCGAGGAUAGGACCUAUCUCCGGAGUUGAUAGGCCCUUGGAAUUUUGGAGGAAUGGGGGAUUGUUUUUAAAAAAUUCUAGGGGACAAUUGGUCUUGUAUGACCCAAGCACUCAACAGCUGAAAAAUCUUCAACUCCCUGGUCCUCAAGGUAGAUUACAGGUUGUAACCUAUGUGGAAAGUCUUGUUCCAAUCAAUGGUAGACGAGAGGACGAGGAUGAUCUGUUUGUUCGUACAACAAUUCAAAACUCGUAGGGAACAAGGACUUUCACCGCUAGGGGAAGAAUGGCUUUUGUCAUAUGAUGGUAUGCCAUUAUACUCAAAUGGUGUUUAAUUAUUUUGUUUAUGGCUUGCAAAAUAUUAAUGUUAGCCCUGUGCUGUAAUAGAUGAUGGAUGGUUUUCCUUACACUAGAAUGUAAGAAUUUAGCGUAAUUAGUCUGUGCUGGUUGUAGUCUUGAUUUCUUGCUUCUGAUUCUAUAGUUUCUUGUGCAUUGGUGAUUGGGUUUUGCUAAUUCCUUAUAAUGCUAUAAUCCAUUAUUCAA